Molecule: messenger RNA, 3939 nt
Organism: Peronospora matthiolae
Lineage: Eukaryota; Oomycota; Peronosporomycetes; Peronosporales; Peronosporaceae
Source: the annotation of a GenBank genome assembly
AUGUCGUCCACCAGCAACGCCUCCAUUGACAAGUUCAACGGAGACAAUUACGCAACGUGGAGCCGGUACAUGCGCGGUGUGUUUUUGACGAAGUCCGUCUGGCACGUUGUCAACCGUAAAGUGACUCCGACUUUCACCAACCCGCGAGCGUCCGAUGACUACGUCAAGGCAAGCAACGUCGCGUUUGGUAUGAUGCUGCUGCACAUGAACGCGGACUACCAUCAUGUGCUGGACAACUGCGAGGAAGCCUGGGUUGCGUGGACAAGUCUGAAGACGCUGUACGGUGGGUCGCAGAAGGCAGGACGCAUCUACCUCAAGCGACAACUUUUCAGUAUCAAGAUGGCUGAAGGCGCGAACGUCAUGCAUCACUGCAACGAGGUCCUCAACAUCUCCGCCAAGCUUAGCGGCAUCGGUGCGAAGAUGGAAGACGAAGACGUUGCAAUUUGUCUGCUACUCAGUCUUCCGAAGAGCUACGAAAAUGUGGUGCUCAACAUGGAAAUGAGCAGCACCGAGCUUCGCACUCAAGAUGUGGUGAGAGUCCUGACGAAUGAGCAUGCCAAGCGUCAAGGAGAAAAAGGGACAACGACAGCGACUACGGUGAAGGCUGAAGAUGCAAGCAAGGCAUUCAGCGCCGAGCGUGAGCCCUACCAAUGCACGUAUUCUGGCAAGGUGGGACACACGGUGGAUCGUUGCUGGACAAAGCAGAAGAACGAAGGUCGGGGAGCCCGACGCGGCGGCAAUGGUCGUGGACGCGGGGCUAACAAUGUCCAGUGGGGACAUCAUGAUGAAGGCAAUGGCUACGAUCGAGUGGCGUUUGCAGUCUCGUUCGAAUGUGGAGUUUCGACGAGCAAGGACGUGUCUGGAAUGUGGGCCGUCGACAGUGGUGCAACGCACCACAUUUGCCACGACAAGACCAAGUUCGCAAGUUUGGCAGAGCGCAAUGAGGGCGAACUCUUGGUGGCUGAUGGCAACAAGGUGGCCAUCAAGGGUGUGGGAACCAUCAUGGAAAAGGUGGUUCUGCCCAACGGUGAAGAGCGUGAGAUCGAAAUCAAGAACGCGCUAUAUGUUCCAAGUAUGAGCAAGAACCUGCUCUCGGUGCCACAGAUUAACAGCCAUGGCAAGUUUCAAGUCGUGUUUGACGGGUCCAAGAUGUAUGUGACUCUCAAGAACUCACAGCAAGUGGUGGCGACAGCGGAUCUCGUGGAUGGACUCUACUGGCUUCGGACGACUCAACGAUCAGCGAACGUGACAACAAGUAGAACCAGUUGUGCCGAUCUACAUGCGAGAAUGGGUCAUGCUCCAGUCGAUGUACUUCGCAAGAUGAUCGCGACCAACAUGAUCAAGGAUGUGCGAGUCCCUCUCAAGUCGGGUGGAGCAACUACAUGUCGAGGAUGUCAACAAGGGAAAAUGGUCCAAAAACCAUUUCCAAGCAACCGAGACAAGCGCAGCUACGAUACGUUUGAGCUACUUCAUCUGGACAUCUGCGGGCCCAUGGAAAAGGAUUCGCUCGGUGGCAGCAAAUAUUUGCUGCUGAUCAUCGACGAAGCCAGUGGAUGCAUGAAGGGCUUUUGUCUACGAGUGAAGUCCGAGAGUGAAGACUACAUCCGGAAAUAUAUCACCAUGGUACAGACGCAAUUCUGUAAGAAGGUCAAGUUCGUGCGACACGACGGAGCUCGCGAGUUUGCAACCAACUCGCUUCAACUGUUCUACGAAGACGAAGGCAUUGAACAGCAGACAACGCAUGCUUCAUAUGCCAAACUGGACAAGUGUUUCUGGGCCGAAGCAGCGAUGACGGCCAUCUAUGUCAAGAAUCGACUGCCGUCACCUAAAGUCGUGCACAAGACCCCGUUUGAGAUCGUCUACAACUUGAAACCAAGCGUCAAGCACAUGCGAACAUUCGGGUGUCAAACAUACAUACUGACGCCUAAAGAGAAUCGACUCAAGUGGGAUCCGAAGGCUCGCGCUGGCAUAUUCGUGGGCUACGAAGAAGUUUCGAAGGCAUAUCGUGUUUAUGACAUCGAGGCGGGGCAGGUGGUUAUCAGCCGCGAUGUCAACUUCGACGAGUCCACCUUUGGACUUCAACUGCCGAUCACUGAUGAAGAUGUCGAUGACCUGGACUUCGAAUUGCUGGAUCUUGAUGACGAAGAGCUGCGUCAAAUGGAGUACAAGCAAACAGGCAAGCGCAAGAACCGACUCAAUGAUGAAGAUACAGCAGCUCCACUACCGCGUGCAGUGCGUCAACGACCAGGACUAGAAGAGUCAAGCGCGCCGGAAAACAACUCGUCACGACAAGAAGAAGACGAAGAAACGAAGGAUUCUGGUGAUUCAACACCGCCUGUGUUUUGGCGUGCGAGUGCAAAUGCCGUUGAAGCAGCAGUGGACUUAUCAGAGCCCUCAACAUUUGAAGCAGCAGUAAGCGGCCCUGACCAAGUGCACUGGAGAAAAGCAAUUCAUGCAGAGCUCGAGUCAAUGCGACUUCGCGGUGUGUUUCGUGCAGCCAAGCUGCCCAACGGACAACGCGCCAUUGGCACAAAAUGGGUGUUCAAGAUCAAGCGCAAGGCGGAUGGGUCAAUCGAGAAGUACAAGGCACGACUUGUGGCCAAGGGUUUCCGCCAAAAGUAUGGCAUCGACUACACGGAGACGUUUUCGCCUGUGGUCAAGUAUGUGACGCUGCGAAUGGUGAUCGCAAUUUCCAAGCAUUUUGGAUGGCCCAUCGACCAGCUUGAUGUGGUGACAGCUUUCCUGUAUGGCGUCAUGAAGGAACAAGUGUUCUGCGUGAUUCCUGAAGGCGUCGAACUUGACAGUACGUUCGACUGCCUGGAAUUGGUGAAGUCAAUUUACGGCCUCAAGCAAGCGUCGCGAGUGUGGAACGAGACGUUCGACGAGUAUGUGUGCUCCAUCGGAUUUCAAGUAUCGGACUUCGACCCAUGUCUCUACAUCAAGACUUCGGACGGCCAUUGCGUGUUUAUACUGGUAUACGUGGACGACGUCUUGGUGACUGGAAGCUCGCUCGAGCUGAUUGCACAAACCAAGAACGACCUGAAGACGCGGUUCGAAAUGACGGACAGCGGCAAGUGUGCGUUUGUUCUUGGGAUCGAGCUUUUGGACGGUGAAGAUGGCAGUGUGACACUAUGUCAGCGUCGGUAUGUCGAUGAUAUCCUCAAGCGCUUUGGCAUGGAUGAUUGCAAGGCAGUCGCAAGUCCAGUCGACAUGAGCUCUCGACUUGUUUCAAGUGAUGCAACUACCAAGGUCGAUGCUCCUUUUCGCGAAGCUGUUGGUGCGUUGAUGCACCUGACCACUGCAACGCGUCCGGACAUUGCGUUUGCUGUGGGCUAUGUGUCGCGGUUCAUGGAAAAUCCCCAAGAAGAACACUGGGUUGCAGUUAAGCGUAUCUUUCGCUACCUACAAGGCACCAAGACGCAUGGAAUUUGCUACAAGCCAAGUGCAAGGAUCGACUUCCGUGGAUAUUCGGAUGCGGAUUGGGCUGGUGAUCUUACCGACCGCAAGUCAACAUCGGGGUACACGUUCAUGCUACUCGGUGCGCCAGUCAGUUGGGGCAGCAAGAAGCAGCCAAGUGUUUCGUUGUCCACGAGUGAAGCCGAAUACAUCGCACUCAGCUUGGCGAUUCAAGAGGGAAAGUGGAUUCAUCGUCUGCUUUGUGAGAUCGUGAUGGCUGCCAAUGAAGAAGGACCGGAACUCAUGAUCCAUGAAGACAAUCAGUCGUGUAUCAAGAUGACGAAGAACCCAGUCAACCACGGCCGUGCCAAGCACAUUGAUAUCAAGUACCAUCACAUCCGUGAUGAGGUCAAGCGCGGUGAAGUGAAGCUCAAGUACUGUGAAACUGCGGUGAUGUUAGCGGACAUCAUGACGAAGGGACUUCACGGGCCACGCCACAAGGAGAUGACGGCGACUCUCGGGAUUCGUGAGCAUUCGGAUUGA